CUUCCUUCUCCCUUCCUGCAUUCCACCUAAAAUAGUGAAUGCUUCUCCUAGAUAACAGGCAAUUCCAAACGUUUCACCGGCACAAGAAAACUCACCGAUGACAUCCCUCCGGACCAACCUCGGGCCAUUGACCACGACAUUCACUUCUCCGGAAUCAUGUACUGUCGCUGUAGGAGCGUGUCCGACUUGUACAGAAGGAUGGCAGGCUCAAACGUGCAGUAAUAACGCGUUUAAUAGCCAAGGGGUGCAGGAUGAUGUUGAAUGUUGGCCACCUCGCGCCAAUCCCAGUCUGACGACAGGAGUAGCCCUCAACGGCUGGGGCUUUUAUUCGCCCGGUAUACAUUGCCCCGCUGGGAUGGUGACUGCUUGCUCGGCGACGGGAGGAUCAAAUAGAGGAUUCCAGUUUCAGUACUCGUUGAACGACGGCGAAACUGCCGUAGGCUGUUGUCCAAGGUAAGCUCGCCCAACGCGAUCACCGUAUCUCACCGAAAAACGCCCAGAUGUUGAGUUUAACUGAAAUUAACUCUGACAGCGGCUAUUCCUGUGGCCAUGCUGGCCAUGACCAAUAUCAGACAUGUCAGUCCGUUUAUGCAACUGGCUCUUUUCCAGUUGUCCAAUGCAGGUCCGGCUCGAGCAAUGGCUAUACGUAUCAAACAGUCCCGGCGACUGUCACAGCCACAACAUCCAAAUCAGUGACGCUAACGCACACAAUAUCUGCGUACACUGUCAGAGCUCCCAUGAUCCAGAUCAACCAUAUGGCAACUGACUUGCCGACAUCGACAUCGACGCCACCCCAUCCUACCUCAUCGGACUCAUCUUCUGGAAUAGAAGUUAGCGCCUCCAUAUCUGCACAUUUGUCUCCAGGCGCGAAGGCCGGAAUCAUUGUAGCAGCCUGCUUAGGCGCUAUAGGACUACUCGCGUUCAUUGCAUGGUUGUGGUAUAAGUGUGGGUCACGGAGAGACAAAGCUGCUUCGGCUAAGUCAGAAACUGGUGAUUCUCAAGUCCCACCUAUUCCAGUCACGAAUAAUAGCAUGUCACAAGAGCCGCAGACAAAUAGGCCGAAGUCCGAGUUACCAGCCCACCACAAUGUUUCGGAAUUGGAUGGUUCGCAGAUUUCUGGGCAUGGGAAUACCGCGGGUCCGGGUUGAGUAGUUGGCCUUAAAUGCAUGUGUACGAAUAAGACUAGGCGCUCUGGCACGCCGGUCCAGCUUUCAGGACGGGUCUUCUUUAGGAUAGAGUGAUUUGCAUUUGUAAAUAGAGUGCUUCGUUGGCAGCCCGAAGAAAAACCCUGUAAUGCGACAUUUCACCAUCGUGCCGUGCCGUGAUUCGGCAAUAUGUAGAAAGGCAAGCCGAAAGCUAGAACCUCCCAAUCUUUCCUCCAAUCUAGAAGGGUGCCAAGUGCGACUCAGAGCGAUCACCAAAUAAGAAUAGACACAGAAUAUGAACUAGGAAGGGUCUCUUUG
Molecule: messenger RNA, 1463 nt
Organism: Aspergillus caelatus
Lineage: Eukaryota; Fungi; Ascomycota; Eurotiomycetes; Eurotiales; Aspergillaceae
Exons: 1
Coding region: 501-1148 (215 amino acids)
Source: RefSeq, a predicted model, not a curated record